CACUAGGACGGAGCUCUUGUUCAUCCACAGUACUGCCCUACAAUUGUAUGAAGGGGCUCGGCUGUAUCACUACUCAAUCCUCCACCCCAAGAGCAAGAUCCUCUUCACGACCCCUGAAAUGUUGCUAUGGACGAGUUUAUUGAUACGACUUUGUGGAAGGAAACGUAUACAGAAAAGACAGCAGGAUCCGAUUCUGUACACAUCCAGGCCAAGAACCUACUUCGCCGCAACUUUUUUGAAAUUCAGUCCGUCACGCAGCAAAGCCUGCAGUUUACUAUAAGAACUUUUUCAGUAGUAAAAUCAAGAACGAGCGACAUUUCCAGAAAACAAGGUGACACAAGUAAAAUUAUACGUCAAAUUGUUUUCGAUAUGAAUUAGUACCAGUAGUAGAGAAAUUAUAUUGAAAAACGAGAAAUUGAUUCUACAAUAAAGUACUAUGUAGAUAAAAAAAACUUGUUGAAUCACAAUACGCACAAAAAUAUCAUAAGACGCAACACAAAUUCGGCACCCCAUCAAGAUGGAGUUUUUCGGGAUUAUCAAGUCUUUCUCGCGACAGAAGGGCUACGGCUUUGUCAGUUGCGAGGAAACGUGGCAGAUGUUCGGCAGGGAUGUGUUUCUUCACCAGAACGUAGUCGACGAGUUGAUCCGGCAGUACCCGGAGCCGAGGGCGAAAUUAUUUUACCUCGGGUACACGACAAAAUCAUCCUCCUCAUCCUCAGGCACGACGAAUGGAAGCAAUAACCAGCGGAAUACAAACGAAACAAAUACAACCGGGUCUAUCAGUCCGGGCGCUGCACCAGACAACUUUCAGCAGGGGGGCAGCAGCUCGUCGACCAGCAACAGGACGUGGGAAGAGCAGAAUUUGAGCGGAGUAUUGGUCCGGUUCACCCUGACGGAUAUGACGUCACCGCAGCCGAAGGCCUUUGAACUCCGGGGGAUCGUCCGGAAACAAGCUUUUCUGCAGGAGGCAAUCAUUGGUAGAGCUAUUUUUGUAUAAGUUCAUACUUUUGUGGUAAUAUAGUAAGCAUUUAUUAUUUGUGCGGUCUUUCAUUGUCGUGCAGGUUUAGGUUUGUGGCCUCCGUGAAAAAGAAAAUGCAGAUGUGUCUGGUGGUGCAGCUGCAGACACGUUUCAAAAAUAAAAGUGAAAAAUAAAUCAUCAGGCACACUGACCAACUUCGGUCCCCCCUCCGACAUCCCGAAUCUUCCGGGGUACGCGACCCUGACCGCGACGAUCAAGAAUAUCGGGGAAAUGGAGCUCGGUGUCGCGGAAGAAGAGCUGCUCCGGCUGCACCCACGCCCAACGUUAGGCGACCAGAUGAUCUUCGAUCUGCAUAGGAUGCUGGAGCUGCCCCCACCCUAUUCCAACAUGGUGCCGCAGGACGUGGAAAGAUUGGACAGUUACCAAAUGGUGCUAGACUUCCUGCAACGAGCGGGCUUGACAGAUUCGGGCGGGGGACUUACAGGUAGUUCUUGUGCAGCGGGAGACAACAGCUUCGAUCACAGCCAAUCCCCACCAGGAGGAGCUAGUAAUGGUGGGCACUGCUCCACCCCGCACGCAGGCGAACAACCUGUAGACGAUAGUGUGCUUCUUCACUGCUCUCCAUUCUACCGCGAGUUGCGAAUUCAGCUCGGCGUGGACCCGAAACCGCAAGACAGCAUGGCAAAAUCGCCAGGCAGCGACGGAAACAACAAUAACGGGCUGCUAACGUCUCAUGAUGGCACGCCAGCGACUGCAAAUGGCACUACUACCUCAGGAGCUGGAGGUGGACAACUUUCCUACACACAGCCGUUAGGGCACUCGGGUUCUUCCAACGGAAAUGUUGCGGCAUUAGCAGGUCUACAUUCCGAAACUACAACGACACAGCUACUUCCCGACGCUUCUAACAGUGGGCCUAUUUUGAACUCGAAGAGCGGUGCCAGCGUCGGAGCGGACGACCAAAAUUUGAUCAACGAGGGGAAGUGGUACACGGGGAUGCUGAAAAAUUACAAGGAUGACAAAAAUUACGGGUUCGCGAGCUGCAAGGAAUUGGAGGAAGAAGGGUUAUACGAAGUCGGUAUAGAGUACUAUUGUGUUUGUGAUGCGGGAUUUGAAUGUGACAACAAGAUUUGUCAUGCACAUUCGAUAAUUCAAAUACCACACUCUACACAGGUCGCGACGUCUUUGUCCGCAACCUUCCGCCGAAUCACUACAAGCCGGGGGAGCAGAUCCGUUUCCAAAUCACGGAGUUUGACGGGAAACCACAGGUACCAAGUGCAAAACUGUCUGGGUCUGGAAGAGUGUAAACUUGUCAUGCAGAUUUUCCAUGACCCAUGAGGUCUCGAAUGCGGGACUUAGCAUGACAGGCUCAGCGAGGUCUCCGUCAUGCCUAUCCUGCAUGAGAAACUGCCUCCCAACUUGGUCGAAAGUGGACAGCUUUUGGCACUCAUGCAACACAGAUUUUUGCAUGCUUCAGAUUUACCAUGACAAGUUACCACCUUCCAGACCCAGACAUAUUUGCAGUUCAUAACAGGCCGCGAACGUGGAAGAAGUGCCUGGGAACCGGUACGUUGGCUUCGUAAAGUCCUUUGACCUCGGAAAGGGCUUCGGGUUUAUCCGGUGUGAGGAACUGUCCGCGCAAUACACCGGCGACGUUUUCGUGCAGGCGACUGCGUACAACGAAGAAGUCCGGGAGCAGUGUCCUGUAGGGACGUCAGUCGAGUUUUGCUUGUGGAUCAACAACAACAACAAACCGCAGGCACUGCGACUAAGAAAACCGCAGAACGAGGGGAGAUACUAUGGUAAAGAUUAUAGGAUUUUGUUGGUCUAUGCUAUUGUGGUAGGUUGCUCCACCGCAGGUCGCAUGAAAUCACACUGAAAAUGAUGGGUAGAGUGAAGCAACUGAGAAUAUGCCAACUGACCCACGCAUAAAAAUUCUCCAGGUGUGAUCAAAUCCUACAACCAGCAGAAUGGAUACGGUUUCAUCCACUCAAACGAAGUGCAGAAACGGUACGGAAAGGGCUGCGAUGUGUACUUGCCCUCCACUGUCAAAGACCUUUCAAACCUGAACAUUGGCGACUUCUGCUCCUUCACCGUCGUGCUGAGGAGCGGAAAAAUCACGGCACAGGGACUAAGCGCGGUGACGGAAGAGGAGCAGAUCAGCUUGCUGGCACAAGGUAUGGGCAAUUGUAUUUUUGAGGUGACUGCAGUAGAAUAAAGAGUCAACUGGCAUUGACUGACUCACGAUUCGACUUUGAAUAUUUGCCAUCUGGAGGUCCUCGUGUGAACUGAGCGUGUGAAUGUGAACGCCUUCUGUACAUAAAAUAGCAAAUGUAAAAAUGUCUGGGUCUGGAAGAUUCUGAGAUUUGUCAUGCAUGUUUUGCAUGGCCCAGGAUGUCUGUAAUGCACGACCGCGCAUCACAGAUUUUAAGAGGGCUUCCUGAUGCCUAUUCCGCAUGACAAACGCCCUCCCCGCGUAGCACAAACCGGACUCCUCUACUUGCUGGUCAUGCAAUACAGAUUUUUCUAGCGUCCAAAGUUAGCAUCACAAGUUCCAACCCUCCAGACCCAGACACUUUUAAAUUUGAUAGAAAAAUAAAGUCAACUAUACCACAGGUAUGACCCUGACUGCGGAAAUCGAAGUGACCGACAAACGGCGCUACGACGGCGUCGUGAAAAAAAUGUUUGACAGUUACGGUUUCUUAGACUGCCCGGUCUUGAGGAAGAAGUACAAUCAGGACCCGUUUCUGCAGAAGUCCCAAAUACCUUUCGCCCUGCAAGUCGGCGACUCUGUCACGUUUCAGAUAUACUUGAAGGAAGACAACAUGCAGCCGCAGGCAUGUAACCUCCAGCGGAAACUGCCGAAUCCCAGUUCCCCGGGCGGGUUGCAGACCGCACGAGAAAUCAUGGAGCAGCUGGAAGCGUCCUCCCCGGAAUCUCUAGGAGGUCGAGACAUUAUACGCUCGCCCCGGGUCGUAAAUAUGGUGAUGGGGGAAGGAGUGAACGGCAGCGGCCAAGGAGCAGCUUCAUCUAGCACUUCAUCCCCAGUGCAAAUGCGCAUGGAAAUUUCGGAGGAGGGAGGAGAACAAGUGGCGCGAGUCCUUGAACGACCAGGUGGCGGUCCUAAUAGUACACGCCCGCAAGUAGUAGAACCAAGUACAACUCCCGGUGCAGUCGUAGCGGCGACAGGACCACCCCAACAUCAAACCAUCGUUCUUGAGCAGCAGCAGGAGGAAAGGCAUGCAAACGACGCCGACCAAGCGACCACUUCGAGCAGUACCCCGCAGAAAUCCACCUCCAACGAAAAGCCGGGAGGGUUCUCCCCGCCGGAUAGAAAAAGAAGCGUGGACAUCAAUAUGAAUUACGAAGAAGGGAGGAGUACGGCCGGAACGAAUGGAGCGGAUUUUCAACAUGGGGGUGCAGUUGUAGUACAGGGAGAUGAAGCAACAACUACUAAGCAGCAACUUGCUGGUGGUGAACAGGACGAACACGAGGGCUCAGCUCCAUCUCCAAAUAAAGGAAUAUCAUCUGCAUCAGUGAAUUCUCGAGGCGGCUGGAAUCUGUCGUUAAUCAGCGAAUCGCAGCAGAAGCAACUGAACAAACGGUUACAGCGGCUCUGCGGCUCGCACCAGCUGCACGUGGAAGAGAUGCAGCAAUAUUUGGACUUGGGCGCGAAUCCGAACGAGCCAGAUAUCAGCGGGUUUCGACCGCUGAUGUUGUGUGCUAUGAACAUCUCGCAGGUAUAAUUUUUUUUUUCGAUUUGCACUUUUCAUGAAAAUAAAAUUGGUGCAGUGCAUAUUCAGCUUGACAGAUAAUGUGAUAAUUUUUCACCACCUCCGUCGAAGUAGAUGACAACAAAAAACACGACCCACUGAACUUCGUACAACAGACCUGCUGCUGGCAGAAGAUCGAGCUGCUCCUGCAAUACAGCGCGGACUUGCAACUCUCCACCAACUCCCACCCCACGGUUUUGGCUUGGAUGAAAGAGCGAAUCGGGAUGGACUUUGCGGCCCAAUUAGAGAAACUGAACGACGCGAUCGCGAAGGGCCAAACGCCCGAACGGCCCGAACACGGCUACUUGUUCCAGGACGGGGGGCUCGAGAAUGACUGAGGACUGAUUUGGUUCUUGAUUCUCAUCUAGAACGCGGGCGGGCAGGGUAAUUAUAUGUGGUCGCGCGACCGGCAGGACUGACUUGUACUUACUCUUUUCCCACUUCUUGUAUGCUGCUCGUCUAAAAAAGUACACCUGUUUCGAAAAAGCAAUCAUUAUUUCCUCAGGAAGUGAUUCCUCGUUGUAUAGGGGAAUUCAAGUACUUCUCAGUAGUCAAAGAGUCAUCCACCUCUGCAAAAUUUAUUUCAACUUGUUUUCAAUUUUUUUUUCGGAAAUACAGUUUCCAAAGAAAACCGCGACUGUCAAAAAAGCGACACAAAAGCUAUUAAAGUUGUUUUACUACGAGUUUUUACGUUGAUUUAUAUUUAUGAUUUGAUAGAUUCAUCUCAACAUCUCUUUGUACUAUACACACCAAGUUUAAUAGUACUACGCCAGACCAGAGUCUCCGUGGCUGUGUCAACCACAGUUUCUCGCCCUGGUUGACAUAACAGAACGCUGAUCUUAUCACCGCUGAACUCACGGCUUUCGGUUUCUACACUUGUUGACGCGCUUCUUGAAGAUGUUACAAUAUGCAUUUCGAAAGGUUUUGCAAAAUGCACUUCCACCUGAAAAUGUAUAUCGAUGUAGACAUGUCUUCGGAACUUGUUGUUUUAGAAAUCUAGAGAACAAAAAACGCAUAAACCUGUGAAAAGAAACGCGCAUUUUUUCUUGUCAAAAUUCAAUGUGAUUUCUUUCGCAAAUUUGUCUGCUCUCGAGAUGUUUGGAACCUUGUCAACCGGAACUCCCGGCCUUGAAGUAAAUCUUUGAUUGACGAACGAAAGAACGGCGGUAUGAGAACUUCAAGUAAUUGCUUGCGCAAGAAGAU
This is a messenger RNA of Amoebophrya sp. A120, 5952 nucleotides long. The record is from the annotation of a GenBank genome assembly. Lineage: Eukaryota; Dinophyceae; Syndiniales; Amoebophryaceae.